Molecule: messenger RNA, 5925 nt
Organism: Rodentolepis nana
Lineage: Eukaryota; Metazoa; Platyhelminthes; Cestoda; Cyclophyllidea; Hymenolepididae
Source: the annotation of a GenBank genome assembly
AAAUUUUUUGUCAAUCGCUGUUUUAGCCAACCUCAAGUACGUGGAGCCGAAUUUCCACAUCGAGCGAAAUUCGCGGCCUUUAGUGAGGAGAAGGGCGAUGAAUUGGUGGUCUAUGAAUGGGUUCUUCCUCUCUCCUCAAAACUCUCCAUGGAGGAAUUGCGCAAUGGCAUCGUCUCUCAAUUGAAACAUCUCUCCAAGCUCGAUCUGGAUUCCACUCUGGUGCCUGUUCGAGCUUUCAGCCUGGAUGAACUAACUACUGAGGACGUUAUUUCGUAUAUGUCUGUUGCCCUUUCUCUUACGAAAGAACUGGAUCGAACUGUUUCAAAUCACAAUCGUGUAAAAAUUUCGCCAGUAGUGGUACAAAUGAAGGCAAGAUGCACUCUGAUUCCUGUGCCUUCAAGAGUUCAGCAUACGGGACCCGACUCUGAGAGCAUGGGUCUCACAUUGGCCACCUAGGACUCUGGACACUGGUGCAUUAUGCGUGUGGUUAGCGACCUUCCCAAAGGCACCUCCAUCUCCUCAUUCAUCCGUCCACCUCGACCAGAUGGAAUUCCGCCUUCGAGUCUGGAGACACCAUCAGAGGCAUCUGCUGAGGAUAUGGAACGCAUCCGAAUGAUUGCACACUCUGUUCUCCAAGCACUCGCCUGGCUCAAUCAUCACAGCAUGAACCACCGUGAUUUACAGCCCGGAAAUAUCUUUAUAGAUGACAAAUGCAAAGUCACCGUGGCGGAAUACGAAUUCCAUGCCCGUCUGGACGCUUAUCUGGCCGAUUACAAUUGGAUUCACAAGUCCUCUUCCACCAUCACCGUUCCUGCUCCUCCCAGUAGAGUCAACCGAACCCAUCGCAAGGAUCUUUACAGCCUCGGUCAAAUCCUGCUCUACCUGGCAACUAAAACACCUCCUGCAAAUAUAUAUUCUCACGGCGAAGUUGCCAUCUCUUCAGCAGUGAACCGCCUUCUAGUUUAUGCUCCGGCAUUCAAAGAUUUCUUGAACAAAUGUCUUUCCAACGAUUGUGCAGUGUCAGCCAAACAGCUGAUAAAACAUCCAUUCAUUACAGACUCCAUCUGUCAUGAUCCUAAACUUAGAAAUGGGCAGAAUCAUGACAAUGGUUCCGAUAUUAAUAUGCUAUCCGCUUCUUCAAAGGACGGCCAUUUCCGUUCGCGAUUACUGACUGACUUCGAUGGUUUCUCGGUCAUUGGUCAAGGAGGUUUUGGUUUUGUACUAAGAUCCCGAAGCAUUCUGGAAAAUCAAGAAUACGCCAUCAAAUGUGUACAUAUUCGCAAGUCCGAGGCGGAAGGUCUUUUGCGUGAAGUUCGGACACUGGCCAGUCUCCAGCAUGAUAAUAUUGUUCGAUACUUUACUUCUUGGCGCGAUGCUCUUCCAAAAUCCUUCACUACACGCAUUAAGGGCUCUUAUCUUAAUGGUGUCAAUGGCAGUAAGGAACCGACCACCACUGUUGAUGAAUCUGGUGAUGAUGCCGAAGGCGGCGAUAAAGCUGUUAGCCGUUCCUAUUUAAUUUCCUUCGCAUUUGUUGAAGAUGGGAUAGAAUUUGAAGACAUACUAGAGGAGGAUGAAGAAUAUGAUGACGAGAUCAGUGACGAGGAGGAAGAAGAAGACGAGGAAAGCGUUGGCAACGACCCCUUCGAUCGCAUUGAACGAGACCUUUUAAGGCGCUAUCAAAGACGCUCAGCUGCUGCUUCUGUGAGGAAGAAAAGUGUUCCAACCUUUACAUUGGGCGAGGAUGAUGGCAGUGAUGCUGGUAGUGAAGGUGAUGAUGAUGAUGCGGAGGGAAGCGAUGGUGAAUCUGAAAGCAGCGAUGAUAUCUGGAUGAGCGGCUUUCAUGAAAGAUCGGACAAAGAUGUUACAUGGUCGAGUAGUUCGGGAGAUGUCACUUCGAUUUCCUCUCUUCCUCCCUUUACUAGCACUGCUCGGGCGGACAUGCAGAGGCGAAAGAGUCGCGAGAGCGAAACAGAGAAUAGGGAAACCGAUUCCAAAGAUACUGAAGAUGACUUGGUAUGUGUCGCUUUNAUGUCUGCGAAAGCUUCUUGUGCUUGGAAGGAGUAUUCAGCAUUCAAACACGGCCAUCGCAGUAGUAAACUCGAUCGUUCAUACGGUUCCAACCUGGGAGCGAUUCUUGAAAAUCCCGAUGAAGGCUCAAAUCCCACACUUGAUCCCUCGUCAUCAAAUACAAAUAUACAUUCUUUGACGGCUUCUCAUCUCAACACCAUGACUAGUAAUGUGGGUACUUAUAUCUACAUGAGUCCAGAGAUUUCCAAGACCUCAAAGGGCAAGAAUCGGCGUCUUGUGUACGACGAGGUUUGUGGCUUCUGUCUAAUGUUUAAUUCCCUUCCCUCUUCUUCAGAUCUAAUGAUGAAUCAUUGCUUGCAGAAAGUUGAUAUAUACAGCCUGGGCAUAGUGCUGUUUGAGAUGUUCUAUCGUCGAACAAGCACUGGAAUGGAGCGUGCCAAUAUAUUUGAUGACCUUCGAAAGGCGAAGAUAAUUUUUCCACCUGAUUGGAAUGCCAAGGCUAUGCCUAAUCAAACUUAUCUGAUUAGAGCCCUUCUUCAGCAUGAUCCUACUCUUCGACCAUCGGCUUCUGAUAUUCUCGCUUCUUCGCGUAUUCCACCUUUGGAGUCAACUGAAUCGGCCUUUCGACAGCAAGUUCUCGGUGUACUAAAGGAUAAAAAUAAUAAACUCUUUCGUUUCAUCACAAAUAAUCUCCUUACUGCGACCUGUUCCCAAGCUGAUGAUUACCUUUAUGAUCGGUCAAAAAGUAUUCUCACACAUACCCCACCUCUACAACUUCCCUACAUCAUAAAUUCCCAAACCGAGUCCGAAGCAGACAUUCAGACCCGUCUUCGCGACUUCUCGCGUUACCAACUUUUCGAACGUUAUGUUGUCCAACACCUGGAGUCAGUUUUCACCGCCCACUGUGCACUUCCGGUUCACCCACCCACCUUGAUCCCGGUUAGCAAAUUUUCCACAACAUCAUGGGUUCGAUCCUCUUCUCUCACCAGCGGUGCCCUGGCUUUCGGAUCAUUUUGCAACACUUCUGGAGAUUCAACAGAUGGCAACCAAUUAUCUGGUGCUCGAAAUACGGUUGGCGGUCCGGUGCUCAUCUCUUCAGCAGGUGUUCCAGUCUCCUUACCAGAUGCCCUGCAUUUGGGAGUAGCAAGAUUUCUUGCUAAUACUGGAGUCGUUCCUCACGCAAAUAGGGAAAUUCGGACAUAUCAGAUUGGUAGAGUGUAUAGACCAUGGCCGGGUGCUAAUCCUCUGCAAGCAGUCGACGGACCAGUUGAAAUGAAGAACGGAAGUUUUAAUAUUCUUGCGGAGAGUUUUCAGCCUGAGCUCUUCGUAGAGAUGUUCCAAAUUCUCACUGAGGUCACUUCGAAACUCCCAUUUGACGGAAUGACCUACGUGCUGUAUCUCAAUCAUACCAGCCUGCCCGAGUACAUCUUUGAUGUGCUCUCCGUUCCACUCGACCUUCGCCCUCGUUUGUGGAGGAAGCUGGCAGAAGCCUGUGAAUUUCCAGAAGCCCUUGUUCUUCAGUGUCCUUUACCAGGGGGGCCCGCCUUUCGACGUCAUGUCUUGUUUCCUGACCUCCUUCUCCAGACCUCCCUCAAGCAGCGAGACGGCCAAUCAAGACGCUCUGGUGCUAAUAGUUGCAUACAGCGUCAUCUGCCUCGACUGCUGAAAUUCGAGACGACAAAGUUAGCAGAUUUGAUCAAGGUCCUAGUGGAUGUUCAGACCGGGUCGCAUCACGAAGAGAGUUUAAUGACUAGACGGGAAGCCAGUGUUAAACAAAAGUGCCAGAAACUCAAAGCUAUAGCGGAAUGUAUUACCAAAUGGGAGGGCCUUCCUUCUCUAAAGAUUGUAUUCGCUCCGGGUCUAUUGCUGCCCUGCCAUCUCUACCAAGGCGUGGUUUACCAACUCGUUUGCUAUUCACCUUCCCUCGGCGAUUUUUCUCGUCUUCUAACCGACGAAAUGCUUGCUGUGUCUCAAUUGGACACCUCUAGAGCCAAACUGCUAGUUCUUGCGUCUGGUGGCGAGUAUCCCCAUCUUCUGGAUCGAUUCAGACCUCCUAAGGAGUUUCUACAAAUUGAGCCCAAAUCUCUUGGAUCAGCACAAGAAAAUUCCAGUGAUAGCUCUGAUUCACAUACAUCUUCUACCUCCACUGUUCAGAGCCGAAGAGGUUCAAUUAAUAUCUCUUCAACGAUAGAUGCCAUCCAAUCUCCAGAGGGUUCGUGCUCUGUAAUCGGCGUCGAAAUAUCUGUUAACCGGUUGGCUAAGCUGCUUUUCUAUGCCUCGGAAAAGCACACACUUCCUUAUCCUCGAAUGUUGACUGUGCCAUUCCUGCUGUCUACCUCACUAUGCCACGUAGUAGUAACCUGGGAGUGUCGGAAGCGCGUUCCAAGCAUCAACGCAAUUGAGAGUAUCAUUGCACGCAACUCCCGUGUCUCUAAAUCUCAACCUCAGAAGGUGGAAUCCUUCCCUGGGACCACCGAUCAUCCUCCUACUUUCCCCAUGGGGAUGGAACUCUCCAAUUAUGGUCUUCCCGAUCACAUUGUUGUAUGGGACACGAGUAUCUACUCCCUGGCGCUUCGAAGGGCCAUUCAACUCACUCGCAGAUUGUGGACAGCUCCUAAUUGCGGUGUAUCUACUAGGUUGGUGUUCUCCAAGACUUCUGAUCCUUUUGAUAUCGGCAUUGAACUGGGAGCCGCUUUCGUUGUUCGUGUCUGCCUGGCUACUGGUAUUUCAAAAAAAUACCAUAUUGGUGCUCUCACUUACAAACUCUGGGAUCUAACUGACAACCGUCCAACCGGUGGUUCAAACAAUUUUACAGAUCCCACUGCAGUGAUUUCCAGAAUUACAGGUCGUCUGACUGGAAGGCAGAGUUUCUCACUAAAUUCGGCCACUUCUAAUGGAUUUGAGAAACCAGCGUCCGGUGAUUGGGAUAAUUUCUCGUUUUCAUCUGCCAUACCUCCAUCUUCAUGUAUGGUUUCGUCAUCGGCGUCUGCAAUGGUUAGUGGAGAGGAAAAUGGUGGAGAUGAAAGGCGCGAUUCCUGGGCAAGGUCUCUUAGGUGGGCACCUGUUAUUGCAUGCUGCGUUUGUCUAACAUGGUGCGUAGUAAAUAUGAACAACUGCGGUUGCGACAUGUUUGUUUAUGCACCAUACUUACAAUCCAAAUUUCAUGGGAAUUCUGUUGGCUCUACAUUAAUAUCUGGUGAUUAUCUCCCAUCGUGGGCGGAGAUUAAAGUUAAGAUAAGACCCUCGUUUGUAUCGCUCAUUCUAUAUCUUAUUACCGGUCAUCUAUUUGGUGGUCUUUCAUCAUUUUUCUUUUUUAGCGGUUUAUUUGCUGCUCUUCAUAUAUGUCUUUCAAUUAUACUUAUUUACAUGUGGCUUUAUACGACAGUUGGUGAAGGUAAGGCUGCUUUGGUUCAAUUAUAUUUUUCUGCAGUAACCGUACUGAUGAGCAGAGCUCUAGGCGUUCAGUGUUCUUGUCGAUAUUUGUGUGGUCGGUGGUGCCGUAGUCCGCUUAUUCCAAUUAAUCGAAUACGUGCUGUUCACCUUCUUGAUCGAGUUACAAAUGCUUCAGUUAGUCCUCACGUCUUUAUGGAACUCCGACGUUCUUCAAUCCAGCCUCUAAAAAUAGAGGCUAAAUCUGCUCCUACGUCACAUGGAAGCAAGAUGCUCUUUGAUUCUCACGUACCUGCUAGUUCAGCUUCUUGUUUCAUAAAGUCUGCCUCUGCAUUUACGGACGAUACUGUUAAUGAAUUGCUAAAAUUGCAACCACUGUUUAGUGUACCUGCGGAUGACAACGAUGUUCCCUCUCCGCUUUGUUGCUUGCCUUUACAGUCAUUGGUUACGGUUUACAGACUUGCUCAAGUGGUACUCUUUCGUGAGGCAGUUCCUUGCGCCUUUUGA